GAAGAAGAGAAGACUGUCUGUAGUUAGGAUGAUUCUGAUUCUUAAAUACACUGGAGCGACAAUCAUUUUACUGUCUGUCCUAAUUGAAAUUGGACAACUUUUUCCAAACAAUGACUUUGGCUGUGAAGAGUGCAAACUCAAGGAGAACAAUAUUUUCUCAAAACCCGGAGCUCCUGUGUAUCAGUGCAUGGGAUGCUGCUUUUCCAGAGCUUACCCGACUCCUUUGCGGUCCAAGAAAACUAUGCUGGUCCCAAAGAAUAUCACAUCUGAAGCCACGUGUUGUGUUGCCAAAGAGGUUAAAAGGGUUAUUGUUAAUGAUGUAAAGCUAAUGAAUCACACAGACUGCCAUUGCAGCACUUGUUACUAUCAUAAAUUUUAGAUAUCAUGACUUCAAAACAAACAUGUUUGAUUAGUGUGUUAAAGAAAUCCCUUGAACUCAAGUUACACAGCAAGAAAAAAAAUUACACCUUUGCUCAUAUGUAUGCUAAAUUUUCUGUGCUUAACGUUUGUUACUAAACUGUAAUGCUCAUCUUGUUUUUUAGAUAACUAAAACAAACUAAGUGUAAUUUGUCAAAUGUGCCUUUAAAAUAAAGCAUAUGCUGCAACUAUGUAUCAAUCAAUCAAUCAAUAAAUCAAUCAAUCUA
This is a messenger RNA of Ictalurus punctatus (channel catfish), 644 nucleotides long. RefSeq names its product glycoprotein hormones, alpha polypeptide (gene cga). Gene Ontology annotation, cellular component: follicle-stimulating hormone complex; extracellular region. The record is from RefSeq and is marked provisional. Gene Ontology annotation, biological process: positive regulation of steroid biosynthetic process; thyroid hormone generation. Gene Ontology annotation, molecular function: follicle-stimulating hormone activity. NCBI's taxonomy places the organism in Eukaryota, Metazoa, Chordata, Actinopteri, Siluriformes, Ictaluridae.